Molecule: messenger RNA, 885 nt
Organism: Lottia gigantea (owl limpet)
Lineage: Eukaryota; Metazoa; Mollusca; Gastropoda; Lottiidae
Exons: 9
Coding region: 1-885 (294 amino acids)
Biological process (GO): vesicle-mediated transport; non-motile cilium assembly
Source: RefSeq, a predicted model, not a curated record
AUGCAGGUGUGUUUUCAAUUAUUAGAUUAUAUAUUAGAAAGAUGGUGUUUACCAACAUUUAGUGAUGUUACCAAUGCUGUAGAUAUUAUAGUUAUACAGGAUAUUACAACUAUACAAAAUUUUCUGGAGGCAUUUACAGAAGCUGGUGAUAGUUUAUUUGGUUGUUUAUUAGUGAAAGGAAAAGUGGCGUCUGCUACCAAGAAAUGGUGUUCGUUGUCACCUACUGAAUUAAUAUUAUUAUCAUUAUUAAUAGAAUCAUUACCUCACUGUACAUCUAGAGAUCUUCCUGUUUAUUUACCUCAAAUGAGUCCAACAGUGCCACAUAGAUUGUUAACAUUCAAUCUAAUUAAUGGUGUAGAUGUUUGUGUUAUAUGUGGACCUUCACCAUCAUUAUCUAAGUUACAAUCAGAGGUUUCAAGAUUUUGGAGUCCAGCUAUAGAUAAUUUAAGAGCAGCUUGUGAUGUUCAUCCUAGGAAUGUACCUAACAAUGUUGUUUUAGAUCAGAAUAUAUUGGGAUUUAUGUUAAUAAACAGUGAAAGUAAUAAAUGUUUAUGUUCUGUUGAUAUCAAUAAUAAUUUACAAGAAAGAGGUAUAAAUAGUAGUAGAAGAAGAGAGAUAUUAAGAUGUUACUAUCAGAAAGUUAUAGGAACAUAUUUCUCUAGUACUGUAGAGGGCAGUGAAAUAGGUCCAGCAGAAUACAGUCACAAACCACAAGAAACUUAUGUUGUUACAGAUACAUAUAAAAUAUAUGCCUUACAAUCAGCUUCAUUUCAAUUCUUUGUUUUGUACACUACUGAUAUUCCAACUUAUGCCAUGAGAUCCGUUACCCAGAAAUCCUUCAACAUUUUAACUAAAGAUAAGAAUGUAGUUAUAUAUGAAUCAUGA